This is a messenger RNA of Emericellopsis cladophorae, 768 nucleotides long. Its product is annotated as 54S ribosomal protein L6-like protein. Gene Ontology annotation, molecular function: rRNA binding; structural constituent of ribosome. The transcript has 3 exons. The record is from RefSeq and is a predicted model, not a curated record. Gene Ontology annotation, biological process: translation. NCBI's taxonomy places the organism in Eukaryota, Fungi, Ascomycota, Sordariomycetes, Hypocreales, Bionectriaceae. The coding region runs from base 1 to 768 and encodes 255 amino acids. Gene Ontology annotation, cellular component: ribosome; mitochondrial large ribosomal subunit.
AUGGCCGCAUCUUUCGCUCCUUCGAGGAGCAAGGCGCUCGGCCGGAUAUUCGCGGCCUCAUCAGCCUCAAGUCUCCCCGAAUUUCUGGUACCAGCGUGGCGAACGAUCUCCGCCAACCAGUCUCGAUUGUUCUCUGCCACCUCGAGAUGUCCAUCGAAGCUCGGCCGAACACCUAUAACGAUCCCACAGGGUGUUACAGUCACCAAGGGCGACCUAGUUGCAAAGCAAGGGUCGAGAGACUGGAAGGCGACGUUGAUGUCCAAGUUGACGGUUAAUGGACCACUAGGGCAAUUGUCGUUCGAUGCGCCAGAGUACAUCCUUCUGGAGCAGGAUCUGGAGAACAAGCUCAUCAAGAUGAACAUUGAGGACGUGGAAAACGAGACACAGAAAGAGAUGUGGGGUACAUCAUGGAAAUACCUCAGCAACUGCAUCACCGGAGUCUCCGAAGGCCACUCGGCCAUUCUCCGUCUCGUCGGUGUCGGUUACCGUGCCACGGUGCAGGAACGUCGGGGAAAGCAGUCCUUCCAUGGACAGCAGCACCUCAUCCUCAAGCUCGGCUUCACACAUACCAUCGAGGAGCCCAUCCCGGCCGGCCUCAAGGUCACGACACCGCAGCCGACACGUAUCCUGAUCGAGGGAACGGACAAGGUGGAGAUUAUGUCCUUCGCCGGACGCGUGAAGCAGUGGAGGAAGCCGGAGCCGUACAAGGGCAAGGGGAUCUUCAUCAACGACGAAACGAUCAAGCUCAAGUCAAAGAAGAUCAGCUAG